AAGAAUAAAUAAAAUAACGCAAGGAGGCAUAUAUCAUGGUGUCUCAUAUUGUAAUCAAUUAAUGAUCUAUCCAGCUGCUUCAACCUAAUUAAGUCAUCCUCUUUGAUGCCAUCCAUGUCUUCGAUCGUAAGCAAGAGUUAUCAAUUAAUGUUUGGGAAGGUUUAGGGGGCGAUGGCACUCACUGGUGAAGAACCCAUCUUCACUCCCGAUUUACAACCUCAUUAAGUCUCGGGUUACAAACCGGAACUAUGAACUCCAGAACUAAAGAUGUCCAUCUUUAAUCCCAAUUGAAAUAACUGGAUCUUUAGUUCUGGUUGGUAAUCAUUAGUACCGGAUGGUGUUACCAACUGGGACUUUUUUUUUUUUGCUAUUUUGCAUAUCUUGCGUCCGAUAUCCCCAACAACAAAAUAUCAUCUCCCGACACUCCAAAUCAUCCACAAUAACAUAAUCAUAACAAAUCAUCCACAACAACAUAAUCCCAAAUCAUCCACAACAACAUAAUCAUUCUCAAAUCACAGAUCAAAUGAACAAAUUAUCCUCAACAAACAAUCAUUCACAAAUUAAGAGGGAAAAAGGAAAAAAAGAAAGAAAAUAAUUCCCACGGCGACCACCACGGCCGCCAUCCGUGCCGACCGCUGCCCUCCUCGUGUGACGGCUCCACCGGCCGCCGCCGUCUGCCACUGCUAGGCACGGCCCUCCGCGCCGGUCGCCCGCGGAAGGGAGUGGAGGAGGAGGAGGAGGAGAGGGGAUAAGGAGGAUGCGCUGGAAGAGAUAAGAUCGAGGUUGGGAGAGGAGGCACACAACUCGAUUUUUUUAAUCUUGGUCCCAGUUGUUAUAACCAACCGGGACUAAAUAUGGAUCUUUAGUCCCGUUUGGUAACACACCAAUUGAGACUAAAGAUCAUCUAAGUUCCGUGGUAGUUUUAAACCGGGGCAAAAAAGAUAUUUAGUCCUGGUUAAUAUUGGAACGGGACUAAUGUGAUUUUUGGCCAACCCAUCAGUUCUCUACUCAAGAGGAUCUCCUUGUACCUUGCUAUUGCGAUCGUAUCCUGAUUCCUGAAGAGCUUGCACCUGCAGCAGCAGACAGACGCUGUGCAUCCAUGCCUCCAUGACGGCUAUGAGAGGCGAGGGUCCAACCGAUUAUCAGCGAAAAAGUUCAGGCAGAAACUAUUUUGGAAGGCUGGAGACUCGAUUUUAUAUUUAUGUUUUUCUUCGGUGGAGGAGGGCCACCAGUAGAACGAUAACAAAUGGGCGUAUGCCACGUAGCGGGAACAGGGAUGGGAACACAAAGGCACAGCCCGAGAGAGGCGUUUUUGUUGGACCAAUUUUGCACCUAUCCGAUAACAGCGAGAAAUCCGUUCGUUUUCGCAGCAAAUCGGCCAGUCUGGACUCUGGAGGCUCUCGCUCGCUCUUAUCGAUCGAUACGACCAGACCGGAGGCCAUCUCACUCCAGAGCUCGCGGGAUUUUUUGACUUGAAAAUAGCGUGAUCGCCUCUCAUGUCAUGCAGAUAUCGUGAUGCGUGAGAAGAAACCGUCUAUCCUCCUAUAAACUCUCGAGCAUGCAGUCCGUUGUGCAUUCGUGCAACGCGGUUAAGUUAGUUGUUGUUGCGAUCCAUAGAUAGAGCUAAACCCCUAACUAGUAACUACCCAGAGAGAACUGAUAAGGCCAGUGUCGAGCUAGCCAGCUGACGGCCGCCACAGUUUGCUUGAUCAAGGCUGAUCGAUCGAUCGAUGGACAUCACCGGCGCGGGCGCUAUGGGAGGAGGAUCCACGGCCGCCACCGCCGCCGCGGCGGCGGGGGCCGGGUGGAAGACGCCGGUGUCGAUGGUGCUGGUGCAGCUGUUCAUCACGGGGCAGAUCCUGCUGUCCAAGGUGUCCAUCGGCGGUGGCAUGUUGAUCUUCGUGCUGCUUGCGUACAACAGCUUCUUCGCCGUCGUCUUCCUCCUCCCCUUCGCGCUCAUCUUCGAGAGAGGCAAGUGGAGGGACAUGGAUUGGGGUGCAUUCGGAUGGAUCUUUCUCAAUGCGUUCAUUGGGUACUCUGUGCCAAUGAGCCUCUACUACUAUGGCCUCAAGGAUACCACAUCAUCCUAUUCCGUUAUCUUUCUUAAUAUAACUCCCCUGUUCACCUUCAUCCUCUCACUUAUGUUCAGGUUGGAGGCAUUCAAACUUAGAAGCAUACCUGGAGUACUGAAAAUAGCGAGCAUACUGCUUUCCAUUGGAGGGACAAUGCUUAUAAGCCUUUACAAAGGCAAGUCAUUGCAUCUCUGGGAUUCUAUCAUACAACACCAAAAUGAACACAAGUCAGCAACCAAUCAGCUAAGAGGAACAAUUCUAUUGGUUGGCAGCAGCUUCACCUUUGCUUGCUGGUUUCUUAUUCAGUCAAAGAUUCUCAAAGUGUAUCCAUACAAAUAUUGGUCGUCCAUGGUGACAUGCUUGGUUGGAGUAUUUCAAACCGCAUUGGUCGGAAUCAUAUUAAGGAGAGACAAGAGUGCAUGGGAGCUAGGAUGGAAUCUCAACCUUGUUACCAUCGUGUACACGUCUUCUAGGCACAGCAUUGGUGAUUGUCGGGCUCUACCUUUUUCUCUGGGCCAAAGCACGAGAAAUACCUAAGAAGUCAACAUAGUAUAUUCUACACAAGUCCUGGUAGCUAAACAACACAUAGGAGUUAUUUAUGUACACAAUGAGAUGUAUACAGCACAGUUAUUUAAAUGCGAAAGUAUCAUAUACUUGAGACGGAUAGCUUAUAAUGUUUGUUUAUUUGUUGUUAAUGGAUACUAUUGUAUUUCAUAACACUGUUAAAAGAAAAUAUUGUUGAUCA
Molecule: messenger RNA, 2817 nt
Organism: Oryza sativa Japonica Group (Japanese rice)
Lineage: Eukaryota; Viridiplantae; Streptophyta; Magnoliopsida; Poales; Poaceae
Product: WAT1-related protein At5g64700
Cellular component (GO): plasma membrane
Molecular function (GO): transmembrane transporter activity
Source: RefSeq, a predicted model, not a curated record